AUGAAUAGUAUCAUAGCAAUACUUCAAACUGCCAUCAGAAGGGUCAAUAUGACAUUGAAGAAUGUUGGGAAACAACCACCAGAAUCAAUUAUAGAUGAUGAUGAUACAGGUUCAGUUUCUUCAGAUGAUAUUAAGAAGGUCAGGACAGAUCUUGAUGAGUUUGAAAUAUCACCUACCAAAGCUGGUGUAUUCAGUAAUGCUCCAUCACCACCCCAUUUUUCUUUAAUAGAUUCUGAUAAUGAAUUUGAUGAAGGUGACAAAACAGAUGAAGAAAAUAAUGAGGAAAAUAGCAUGUUCUCUAAUGAUAUAAAUGAAGUAUCAUUUGGUAAACAAAGUAAAACAGAAUUUAAUGGAAACUAA
Entrophospora sp. SA101 is the source of this 360-nucleotide messenger RNA. Lineage: Eukaryota; Fungi; Glomeromycota; Glomeromycetes; Entrophosporales; Entrophosporaceae. The record is from the annotation of a GenBank genome assembly.